AUGUCUGCAAACAGAGCUAAAGCAUUUGAUCGCACAAUGAAGUUGCUUUUGGUGGGUGAUUCAGGUGUGGGAAAAUCAUGUCUUCUUCUCCGAUUCGUGGAUGACAAGUUCAACCCAUCAUUCAUCACAACAAUUGGAAUUGACUUUAAGAUCAAGACUAUAGAUAUUAACGGGAAGAGAAUAAAACUCCAGGUUUGGGAUACUGCCGGUCAGGAAAGAUUCAGAACAAUUACUACCGCUUACUACAGAGGUGCCAUGGGAAUUAUCAUAGUGUAUGAUGUUUGUGAUGAGAACUCUUUUGAGAGUGUCAAGAAAUGGUACCAAACUGUGAAUCAGCAUGCCAAGGAUGAUGCGCAGUUAUUCCUCGUGGGAAAUAAGUGCGAUGAUGAGGAAAGUAGACAAGUGUCCACAAAGCAAGGUGAGCUGCUUGCACAGGAAUUGGGUAUACCAUUUAUGGAAGCCAGUGCCAAAUCCAGUGUCAACGUUUCAGAGGUUUUCUACAAGUUGGCAGGACUCAUUUUAGAGAAGACAUCUGAUGAAGAGGCUGCUUCUGAGCAAUCACAAAAGGGUAAUGUUGAUGUCAGACAAGGGGGUCACACCGUUUCUAGCUCUGGAUGCUGCUAA
Brettanomyces bruxellensis is the source of this 624-nucleotide messenger RNA. RefSeq names its product GTP-binding protein (gene SEC4). The record is from RefSeq and is a predicted model, not a curated record. Gene Ontology annotation, biological process: regulation of exocytosis; protein localization to plasma membrane; protein secretion. The coding region runs from base 1 to 624 and encodes 207 amino acids. The transcript has a single exon. Gene Ontology annotation, molecular function: GTP binding; GTPase activity. Lineage: Eukaryota; Fungi; Ascomycota; Pichiomycetes; Pichiales; Pichiaceae. Gene Ontology annotation, cellular component: endosome; plasma membrane.